AUGCAGGGUUUUCGUUCUGCUCUUUCUAUCCCAAAGCGGGACCCGUCUUUAUUUUCCCGGCUGCUCAACCUCUCCCCAUCUCCUUCCCCUCCUUUCACCCCCGCCGCGUCUUCCUUCCGCCGGCUGUUCCCAGGGGCGAGCACCGUAGCGGAAGGCGGAGCCCCCGGCGACUGCCGAUUCCAGCCGCUGACGCUGCUGCCAGAGGAUCACGAAAAUGCGGAGGCUUCUAACGAGUACGACUACGCGGCGUGCGCGGAAGAGGACCUGGACGCGUACCUCGAGUCGCUUCCCAAGUCGAACCGAUGGACAGAGCUCGAAGCGUCCUGCGCGUGGCUGGACCAGGCCAACAUCCGCAUCGAGGAGUUGGAUCUCACGCACGGGCUGCCAGAGCACCUCGUAUUAAACCAGCCACGUGCCGAGCACGCGCCUGACACGCACCACCCACGUGCUGCGACUGCUGCUGCAACAUCCGCGUUUCCUCUGCCUCCUGUCGUUCCUUCACCUUCUGCUUCUGCUGCCGCUACAACUGGUACAGGCGGAGCGGCUACAGCAGGAGAUUUUCACCACAAGCUUUCUUCUCACUCCUCCUUCUCGGGCGUUUCCGCGAGCUCGCCGCGCCACAAGCACCACCCCACGCUCCGCUCCCUCUCGUCCUCUCUCCUGAACCAUCUUGGCUUCCACCAGCGCCCCCACUCUUCCCCCCGCUCCUCCCCCUCCCCCUCCGCUUCUGCCUCCGCCUCCGCCCCCCCCUUGAAGACCCGCCAGAAGCCUAAAAGGCACAGCAAGGAGUUCGCACUGAGGCCGAACCCGCAGCAGCAGAUUCACCACUCCCAGCCCCCAUCUGCACCACUCCCCAUCCCUCACCACCAUGGCUCUUCCUCCCCUGGUGUGCCCCAUGGUCUCAUUCACCAGGUCAAUUUCACCACUCUUCCUCCUCCCCCGGAAUGCUGA
Molecule: messenger RNA, 951 nt
Organism: Closterium sp. Naga37s-1
Lineage: Eukaryota; Viridiplantae; Streptophyta; Zygnematophyceae; Desmidiales; Closteriaceae
Source: the annotation of a GenBank genome assembly